UGCUGGGUUGCCAGCAGAGGGGGCAGCAGCGCAGGGCUUUUCCGUCCCCUCGGCGCCGCGCGUGAGCCGCGGGCUGGGCACGCCCCCCCCCCGUCCCCUGUGGGAGACUCUCCCCAGUGACGCUGGGCUGCCGGAGGCGGCGGCGAGGCGCGCGGCUCGCUCAGUCCGGGACGGCCCGUUACAGUGAGCGCCGGCUGGAGUCCGGGCGCCCCCGCCCCCGCCUGCUGGGCCCUGGGCCGCCGCUGGAGGAAGCGGGAGCCGGACCCGAGGCGAGCUGCGCGGCGCCGAAGCGAGGAGGCGAACUCCACCCCCAGCCCCGGGCUGUCACCGGGCGCAGCGAGCUCCGGGCGGCGCCUCCGCUUCCAGCCGCGGCGUGAAAAAGCCCCGGCCGCGGGGGCCGGAGCGGCUGAACCACAAAGGGCUCUUUGUGCGGCGGCCGGCCGGGCGAAGGAGAAGCGGAGGGAGCCCCGCGGGCAGCAUGGUCCGCACCGGGGCGGCCAGGGGGGCACCAGCGCGGCGGCGGGGCGCGGCGAGCUCCCUGCUCGCCCUGCUGGCGGCUUCCUCGCUCCUGCCCCUCUAUGCAGCAGGUGAAAUGGAGAUACCAGAUUCCAAUGAUCCUCUGAGUCAAGUGGAUGGACAUGACAGGCAAAUUCCAACACCUAAAGGUUACUUUCUGACCUUUCUGGAACCAGUCAACAAUAUCACCAUAGUCCAGGGCCAGACAGCAAUUCUCCAUUGCAAGGUAGCAGGAAAUCCUUCCCCCAAUGUCAGAUGGUUAAAAAAUGAUGCACCAGUGGUUCAGGAGCCAAGAAGGAUCAUCAUAAGAAAAACAGAUUAUGGUUCACGGUUAAGAAUCCAAGAUCUCGACACUACUGACACUGGGUACUAUCAGUGUGUAGCUACUAAUGGAAUGAAGACAAUAACUGCAACAGGAGUUCUUUUUGUAAGGCUUGGUCCAACAAACAGCCCGAAUCAUAAUUUUCAAGAAGAUUACCAUGAAGAUGGGUUCUGUCAGCCUUACAGGGGAAUUGCAUGUGCACGAAUCAUUGGAAACAGGACCAUUUACGUGGACUCCCUCCAGAUGCAAGGAGAAAUUGAAAACCGAAUUACUGCCGCGUUUACGAUGAUUGGCACUUCUACCCAUUUAUCUGAUCAGUGCUCACAGUUUGCCAUCCCAUCAUUCUGUCACUUUGUGUUUCCACUGUGUGAUGAGCGCUCUCGGACCCCCAAGCCAAGGGAGCUGUGUCGGGAUGAAUGUGAAGUUCUGGAGAACGACCUCUGUAGGCAGGAAUAUAACAUUGCUAGGUCCAAUCCCCUCAUCCUGAUGCAACUACAACUGCCCAAGUGUGAGGACCUGCCACUGCCUGACACUCUGGAGGCUGCCAACUGCAUAAGAAUUGGGAUCCCUGUAGAACGGCUCAACAGAUAUCACCAGUGUUACAAUGGCUCUGGAGCUGAUUAUAGAGGGACCAUUAGUGUCACCAAAUCAGGCCACAAUUGUCAGCAUUGGAAUUCCCAGCAUCCUCAUAACCAUGAUCUGACAAGCACACAGUUUCCAGAGCUAGGAGGUGGACAUGCAUAUUGCCGAAAUCCUGGAAGUCAGAUGGAAGGUCCCUGGUGUUUUACACAGAAUAAAAACGUACGCAUGGAACUGUGUGAAGUACCGUCUUGUAGUCCACGUGACAACAGCAAAAUGGGGAUCCUCUACAUUCUGGUUCCUAGCAUAGCCAUCCCUUUGGUUAUUGCUUGCCUUUUCUUCUUGGUCUGCGUGUGUAGGAACAAACAAAAGGCAUCUGCUGCUACACCCCAACGUCGCCAGUUGAUGGCAUCUCCUAGCCAGGACAUGGAAAUGCCACUUAUUAAUCAGCACAAACAGACUAAACUUAAAGAGAUCAAUCUAUCUACUGUGAGGUUUAUGGAAGAGCUAGGGGAAGAAAGGUUUGGAAAAGUCUAUAAGGGGCAUCUGUUUGGUACAACGCCUGGUGAACAGACACAAGCUAUUGCCAUCAAAACACUCAAAGACAAAGCAGAAUUGGCUCUUCGGGAAGAAUUUAAACACGAAGCAAUGAUGAGAUCACGUUUACAGCACCCAAAUAUUGUCUGCUUGCUGGGAAUAGUGACAAAAGAACAGCCCAUCAGCAUGAUAUUUAGUUAUUGUUCCCACAGUGAUCUCCAUGAGUUUUUAGUUAUGAGAUCUCCCCAUUCUGAUGUUGGCAGCACUGAUGAUGACAAGACAGUAAAAUCAGCUCUGGAACCAGCAGAUUUUUUUCACAUUGUGACUCAGGUAGCUGCGGGAAUGGAAUACCUCUCAAGUCAUCAUAUCGUUCACAAGGACUUAGCCACCAGAAAUGUAUUGGUAUUUGAUAAGCUUAAUGUGAAAAUAUCUGAUUUAGGCCUUUUCCGAGAAGUUUACUCUGCUGAUUACUUUAAACUCAUGGGAAAUUCCCUUCUUCCUAUCCGAUGGAUGUCCCCUGAGGCUAUCAUGUACGGCAAAUUUUCUGUUGAUUCAGAUAUUUGGUCCUAUGGAGUUGUGCUGUGGGAAAUUUUCAGCUAUGGCCUGCAGCCUUACUGUGGUUAUUCUAACCAGGAUGUCAUUGAAAUGAUAAGGAAUCGACAGGUUUUGCCAUGUCCAGACGACUGCCCCACAUGGAUAUACACUUUGAUGUUGGAAUGUUGGAAUGAAUUCCCCAACAGAAGACCAAGAUUUAAAGAUAUUCACAAUAGACUAAGAACAUGGGGAAACAUUUCUAAUUACAACAGCUCAGCACAAACCUCUGGGGCAAGCAACACCACACAAACAAGUUCUCUCAGCACAAGCCCCGUUAGUAAUAUCAGCAAUGCUAGGUACGUUGGACCAAAGCAGAAAACUCAAGCUUUCCCUCAACCACAGUUCAUACAAAUGAAAGGGCAGAUCAGACCAAUGGUCCCACCUCCUCAGCUCUACAUUCCUGUCAAUGGUUAUCAACCAAUGCCAGCGUAUGGUGCCUACUUGCCAAAUUUUUACCCUGUCCAAAUCCCAAUGCAAAUGGCUCCACAGCAAAUUCCUCCACAGAUGAUUCCAAAACCAGGCUCCCAUCACAGUGGGAGUGGUUCUACCAGCACAGGCUAUGUAACAACAGCACCCUCCAAUGCAUCUGUGGCCGACAGGGCUGCUCUGCUCUCAGAGGGUACAGAUGAUACACAUAAUGGAGCAGAAGAUAUAGCCCAAAAACCUGUCCAGGAAGAGGAGGAGGAGGAGGGUUCUGUACCAGAAACAGAAUUACUAGGGGAUAAUGACACUCUUCAGAUGGAUGAAGCAGAGAUUCAAUCCGAAGCCUAAUGAAAUUGGACUCACUACUAAGAGAAAGUUUCACAUCACUUCAGUGCAGUUGGAGACUGUAGUCCCUUUGACUUAAGAUCAGUCAUUUUGAUCUGACUUUUUAGCCACAACUGACCAAACUUAAAAAUAAAAUCAAAUAAAAUCAGUAAUGAUAUACCAAGUUUAUUGAUCAUUGCAAAAAUCUGAUGGCAACAAACAUGAUGGUAUAGAAUUGCUGUUUCUAAUUUUUUUGACUACCGUUCUUGAGAGGCUGCUUUACUAUAAUGUACUGUUGCUGUGCAACAUAUUGCGGAGUAGCAUUGCAAAUCAUGUAUAUCAUGAUCUGUGAUCGUAAUUUUAAUGAAUUAUUCUUAAGUCAAUAACAGAAAAAGGAAUCAAACUACAGUAGCACGCAGGAUUGCUCUGAGUGUGAAGAAGUGCCCUGGAUGUGAUGGAUAGCUUAGCAUAUAGUAUUUAUCUCUUUGAUAUAAUGGACAAGAGAUUGUAUGUUUAUUUUUUAAAUCUGAAAAAAAAAGUUAAGAAUAUUGUUCCAUGUUUGUAUUACAAUAGGCAGAAAAUUAGGGAAAUGGGACAUAACGUGAGAAAAGAGAGAAUGUCUUUCUUACAUUGCUCCCAGGGACUAUGGCAGAGACUUCCAAUGAGAUCAGUUGAUUUCCUCUGUGAAUGAGUUCCUUCACUGCUGCAUAUUUUUAGCAGCAAGUAGCCUUAAUACAUUGUUAACCAAAAGCAGACACAUUAGAGGCUGUGCACUAACUUAACAAUCCAACUUCUGUUGCAUGUUGGUUGUCAAGUACAGAAAAGGGCAUAAGAUACGCAUUUCUACGUUUUAAAAGUUUUUGCAGGGUUAUGAACUCACCUGAUUUUGGUGAGGAUAGUGCUAGAUUGCAUGUAAAACCUUGUUAGUUUCCUGCCUUUUUAGUGAAAAUGGAUUUUUGAAUUUUAGAAGACCAAAAUAAGCAGUAUUGUACAGAAUACUGUUUUUGUGCUUCUUGCAAGAUGAAUCAUGUACAGAUCUUUAAAUGUAAUUUAUGUUUUAUUACAUUUUAUAUACCUUUUUCAUUUAAGUAUUUUGAACUUUGAAGAAAAGGCUUUGUAAUUUAAUCGUUUACAUUAUCCACUUGGGAUGCAGUUUUAUUGUAUUUUUUUUGGUUCAUUUUGUAAAAUAUAUAAGCAGGUCCAUACAUUUCAAGACUGUUUCUGUAAUACACACAUACACUGUAGUAUUGUAAUAGCUUACACACAGUAUAGUCAUAAAUUGUAAAUCCAACACGGAAUAUCCAAUAAAGUGAUGCAAAACUUUUGAUUGUUAUCUUUACAGCUCCUACAAAAGUUAUUUUAGUUACAACACUUUGUGAAAUGAAGUACACUGUAGAAGUGGAAAUGGCCAAAGUUCCUUAUGGUUACAGUUUUUUAUGAACUACUACUAUACUCAGUUUGGAUCUACUUACAAGGUGUGCAUCAUUGUAACCUACAGCCUAUGUCACUGCUUUACUGGUUUCUAGCUUUUCACCUGGACUUGGAAAUGCACUGGUAGGAAAAGAAUGAAAAAGCUCUAUUGCUUUUUGUUAAUGUAAGGUGGCUUUGGAUGCUAUUAAUAAAACAUUAUAAAUAUUUUGGAA
Molecule: messenger RNA, 4938 nt
Organism: Dermochelys coriacea (leatherback sea turtle)
Lineage: Eukaryota; Metazoa; Chordata; Testudines; Dermochelyidae
Gene: ROR2
Product: receptor tyrosine kinase like orphan receptor 2
Exons: 9
Coding region: 479-3319 (946 amino acids)
Biological process (GO): protein phosphorylation; positive regulation of kinase activity; cell surface receptor protein tyrosine kinase signaling pathway
Cellular component (GO): signaling receptor complex
Molecular function (GO): protein binding; ATP binding; transmembrane receptor protein tyrosine kinase activity
Source: RefSeq, a predicted model, not a curated record